Messenger RNA from Gadus chalcogrammus (walleye pollock), 2814 nucleotides. RefSeq names its product ribosome binding factor A (gene rbfa). Lineage: Eukaryota; Metazoa; Chordata; Actinopteri; Gadiformes; Gadidae. The coding region runs from base 109 to 1167 and encodes 352 amino acids. The record is from RefSeq and is a predicted model, not a curated record. The transcript is spliced from 9 exons. Gene Ontology annotation, biological process: rRNA processing.
CCGCGUCGAUUGCUUUGUUUUGUACAGAGGUAGACAUGACUAGAAGAUACUUGAACCAAUGAGUGCAGUCGCGAUCGGAACCGACUUACGAUUUGACCUUUGCUUUGUAUGAACAUACUGAAGGCUAUGAUCGUUCGGUCCAGUGUCAGAUGCUGUACACCGGUCAGCCGGCAGUACCGGGUUCAUGUCGGCUGGGCAGGGCGAUGGGGGGAGGCAGCCGGUACCAACAGCUCUUCUACCCAAACCGACUCUCAUCCACGAACCAUCCACACUUCAGCCGUAUGCCAAAACAAAAACGUGCUUAAAAAGCUCAUCAACAAGUCCUUAACCAAGAAGAAGACUUGGUACGAGACUCCACCACCGAAACCUUCCCCUCUGAACCUGCCCAGCAGGAAGGACCACGAGGACAGUCACCGCUGCAAGAUCCUCAACACUAUCCUGUAUAAAGCUGUGACGGACCUGCUCACAUCAGCAGAGCUAGGCAGUGAACUGCAUACCUUCAGCCCAGAAAUAACCAAGGUUUCCCUUGCGCGAGACUUCUCCAACUGCCGUGUGUUCUGGAGAACCAGCCGAGACGCCCAGAGAGACGAGCUGAUUCAGAGAACCUUGGAGAAGAACGCAGCGCCGAUCAGGUAUCUGAUCAUGUCCCAGCAAAUUAUGGGUGGGGUUCCUCCUAUUGUGUUUCUCAGGGACAAACAGCUUGCUGCUCUUGAUGAGGUGGAUAUGCUGCUCAAACAUGCUGACUUUGGUCCGGAUCAGCCAGAAAACAGGAUAACGGUUGCAGAGGAAGCGGGUCCCGUCUCACACUCGGCUCGGCCGGCGCUGUACGGCAUCGACCACGGGCUGCUGAACAAGCAGAUCACUGACUGGUGCCAUCAGUCCAAAACGGAAGCGCACAGCCAGUCCCACGAACUUCAACAGGAGCAGCUGUUUGCUAUCGAAGAGCACAAGAGACAACAGAUCAUCAGGAAGAGGAAGAGGAAGGCGCGGCCACGGGACGAUGACAUCUCUCCCCGGGACUUCCUACUGGCUCAGCAAGACAUGGCCACGCCCCGAGGGCGGGGUCAGAAACCAAAAGAGGAGGAGCCAGAGGAGAGCAGCGCCUUCAGGGAGGAGGAGGCCCAUCUACGAGAACUCUCUUCCCUGGAGGAAAACAAGAGCUCAUAACAGACGAAUCACAGCCCAGCGACGUUUCAAGUCGUAUAGACCUCUGAAGAAUAAGUCCCGCCUCCGAGGCUCCGGUUCCCUCGGUCAAAUGUCUAUUGGACUUAUUCUUCAGAGGUCUGAUGGUAAAAAAGAUGAACUGCAAUAGUAUGUUUGAAUGCAUUUGCCUUAUGGUUAAAUAAACAAUGAGUGUUGUAAGUUAUCGUCAUGGGAUCACUAUUGUGGCUGUAAAGGGCUUCCAGUUUUAGUAAGAAUAAUUGCGAUGCGUACCGCAUUAUCACACUUUAAUGCACAGGCUUUGAUUGGUCUAGCAACAUUUUGAAUCUCAUUGGCCAUGGAUGGCAAAAUAUAGAUUUGUAUUAUUCUUAUAACUUGUGUUUUGUCGAUCAUCUGACAUAAUGCACAGGUAUUUAAGUGAAAGUGUGAGGAUAGCCAAAUGGUUGGCCCUGCUUCUUAUAUCAGAAUAGUGGGUGGGGUCUAGCUCAAACAAGGUGUUUGAGCACCUUUUAAAGGUUGUACUCAUGGAUGUUUAAUUUAAAACAGAAAACAGCCGAUGAUGGGGGAAACAAAGAUACUCAAUGUGAAAAUUUCAGUUUUAUUUUUCAAAGUAAAAAAAAAUAUCAAGUUGCAUUUGACAGCAAUUAUAUAUGUGUUUUGUAGCUUGUUACUAAAGAGUGAGACUGACCGAUUUGUUGUGAUGUGCAAUGUAUUACCAUUUAAGUCCUGCAGAUUUUGAUGUGAUCAAAGAGACAGCAUGAAACAAAAGUGCAACAAGAGAGAACAGAACAAUAGAUUAACUCCUUAAAAACAACACACCACACUACAGCCCCGUUAAAAUACUAGACCAUGCGCUUCACUUCAGAAACAACCAAAAGCGUCAACAGUGUUGAGCCUACAGCAGAAAAGCACUAACUGUACGCUUACGCUUACUGUAGACUCUGGUGGUUUAAAAACAUAAAAAGCCAGCGUCCUGUGGCACAAAUGACUGGAUGUACUGGUAGUGUUUUUUUGGUAGAGUCCAAUCUAGUCCUGCCUUCCUUCCACAGUGUGCAGAGACACAGAAGAAAAAGGUGUCAAUAAUCCAAGUCUAUGAUCAGGAAAGCAAUGUGUGUGGUUUUUAUUGUGAAUUUGGACAGCAUUCUUCCUUCAAAUUAAUUGUGUGCUUCUAACGUUUAAGUUAGUUUAGUGAGCAACCUUUCCCUGCUAGGUUAGGUAAGGUUAACCUAUGCGGCAUUAAUGUUCCACCUCCAAAUAGGAGAAUCCAGCAUCACUGUUUAAACUGGCCUACUUUUGGCCUACUUGUGUACCAACCAAUCAGCGUCCGUUAUUAUCAGCCACACCCCCAAUUAAAACCCAAAAGUUUUGUCCUACUUUUCUAGAACAAUGCCCAACUUCAGCUCAUAGACAUGUGACGGAAGCCAACAUAGCCGACUUCCAUUGUUGCCCGGGUGGACUGAGCCCACCCUUCAGUUUGAUUGGCCUAUGGUCCUUGUCCCUCCCCCAAGAGAUUUAUUUUGUUGUUUGGUUUGCUGUUUUUCGCUCAAAUGUUUCUCUUCACAUAUACAAUUCCCUCAUCAUCCUUUACCCAAUGUAAAAUGUAGAAUGGUGUAUACCGUAAUAUAUAUUGUGAGGAGAUAACCAAAAUAGUGA